AGAAGCACACGUGUUUCCUGUGUUUCCUACUCGGUGCUACAUGUGAAGGAAUCGGUCUUGUAACUAAAUCGUAGCUAGCACAGGGCGUAAAAAUGGUUCGUAAAUUAAAGUAUCAUGAACAGAAGCUGUUGAAGAAAGUUGACUUCAUCAACUGGGAAGUGGACAACAACCUGCACGAGGUCAAAGUGUUGCGGAAGUAUCACAUCGAGAAGAGGGAGGACUACACCAAGUACAACAAGCUGAGUCGUAACAUCAGAGAUCUGGCCCAGAAAAUCAGAGACCUGGACGAGAAAGACGGUUUCAGAGCUCAGAGUACACAUCGACUUCUGGAGAAACUGUACGGCAUCGGCCUCAUCCCCACCAAACAGAAUCUCUCCCUCACAGAGAAAGUCACAGCUUCUUCAUUCUGCAGGAGGAGGCUGCCCAGCAUCAUGCUGAACCUUCGUAUGGCUCAGAACCUGAAGACGGCCAUCACCUUCAUUGAACAAGGACACGUGCGUGUUGGUCCAGACAUCGUCACAGACCCAGCAUUUCUAGUCACAAGAAAUAUGGAAGAUUUUGUCACUUGGGUGGACUCCUCCAAGAUCAAGCAGCAUGUCAUGAAUUAUAAUGAUGAGAGAGAUGACUUUGAUAUGCUGGCAUAAAUCUGUUGUCCAAUGUGGAUUGGAGGCCAAGAACUCAGCUCUUUUAACUGCGUCAUGAAGAACUCUACUGCCGAGUCUGAAUCUCCCAUCAGCUUGGAAACUGUGGAGAGAAGUGCACCUCCAGGCUUUAUGUUUUUCACUCAGCACCUCUGUUUUGAUGUUGUUACAAUUUACGACUGAAAUCUGAUCGAUUGACAUCCAUCCAUCAUCCACAAUGUCUCUACAGCUGCUUUCACACAUGCACUGCAAACCUGAUUUUAUCUAGACAUCACCCUGCGGAGCUUCAUGUGUGAAUACAAACGUCUGAAUCAGUCGGACCAGACAUUAAACAGAUUUUAUCCUGCCUCCUGCUAUAAAGUCUGUGUAAUGUCCAGCUGAACCAGUGCGUGAAUAGAGCAGGUAAUUGUCCAGUAACAGUGAGUGGGUGGGUGUGUUGAUGGUGCUCUCCUCUGCUGGGCUGGUCUCUUUCAGUCUUCCUGCAGGUGCUGACUUUGUGCUACACAUGUGCAACUCUGGAGACCUGAUUCUCCGCUCAUUGUCCAGAGAUCACAUGUGAAAACGGCUUAAUUCAGGAAGUUACGUGAUUCAACUGAUUCUGUUUUGGUGCCUGUUGAUGUCACCUUUGGAUCAUUUACUUUAAGCCUGCUAAGCCGUCAGUGGCACAAGAGCACAGAGUCUCAAUUGUUCUGUCUUUAUUUGUUUAACAGAGCCACUCCAACAUCAGCCAUCAUCACAAUGGUUACACAGAGCAGCUUCCAAAGUAUAUAGGUGUGACUGCUCCUUCUCCUGAAACUCCAUGACAUUUGCUCUGUAUAAUGUGUUCAUUGUAUGAAUAUGGGCUGCUUCUGUAAAUGUGUGUGUGACCAGGAAAGUGUAUGUACACUGCAAAGAGGAGGACUUCUGUUCACUGUUCAUGUGUCAUACAUACAGAUGUAAAAUAGAAACUGAUAAUUUGAUAAAUAUUUAAUAUUUUCAAUAAGACUUUGUUACAAUUUAAACUUUGUGAACAAUAAACAUUCUUUUAUCACAAUA
Messenger RNA from Lates calcarifer (barramundi perch), 1676 nucleotides. RefSeq names its product IMP U3 small nucleolar ribonucleoprotein 3 (gene imp3). NCBI's taxonomy places the organism in Eukaryota, Metazoa, Chordata, Actinopteri, Centropomidae. Gene Ontology annotation, biological process: rRNA processing. The record is from RefSeq and is a predicted model, not a curated record. The transcript is spliced from 7 exons. Gene Ontology annotation, molecular function: rRNA binding; structural constituent of ribosome; snoRNA binding. Bases 93 to 644 code for a protein of 183 amino acids. Gene Ontology annotation, cellular component: Mpp10 complex; small-subunit processome; small ribosomal subunit.